GGGCUUGUGCUCUACAUCUGACAGCGAUGGACUGGGCUCUGCAUGACGUCACUGGUCCCCUGUGCUCCGCCAGUCAGUAAGCGCAGGGAUGCUCUGAACGUAAGACUGCAGCAUCUUCUACAACGAGGCCACAAAAUUACAUCUCCUUCUAGAUUCUACUCAGUAUUUUCCCCUCCUGGACCAUCCUGACGAAUCCACCCCCAUUGCCCACCAAAAUCGAACUGAAAGGCAGCUCUUCAUGCACGAACCGCGGACCCGCUUGAACACAAUAUUUUUUUGUUUUGCCACCUUCCUUUCCCCUUAAUUUAUUUGGGUCGCUUGGCAUGGCCAUUUGUGUGUUCUGAAUUGCUUGUUUUGGUGUCAGCGUCUAUGUGGAGAACGUCAUCGCGCCGUGGGGAGGAAUAACAACCCGUGCAACGCAUUUGAAACGAAGGAACAAUCGUGACCGACACCUUGCAUAUCCGGGGAGCUGGAGAGAACGCAUCGGUUCAUUGGAUUUGUAUUGAUGUGACGUUUCUCUGCACUAUCGCUUUUCUCGAGAGAAGGUUGGGACAAACAGCCCCAGAUUUCGCUGUAGCUUAUCCUCUCCGCGCCGCCUGAAAAGGGAGGAUAGCAGACGCACCCGGAGGUUCUCGAACGGAAGAAACAGCGUUUGUUGAAUAACUGGCAAAUAACGCAUAGCUAAAAACACGUCCACAGUCAUAGCCCGUAGCAUUGAUAAGUUGCGUCAAGGGGUAGCCUGAAAAAAGCGAGCGGUUUCAUCCACGCUACUAUGAAAAUGAUGGCCGGCGGGGCAGUGCAGCAAAACGGGAUUUUUUCCAAUCCUCACCAUCACAAUCAGCAGCCACACAUGGAGUCGGAUCCCCCAGAUUCUCGCAAGAGACCUCUGGAGACGCCGACCGAGGCCAGCAGCACUAAACGCACAAACACUGGAGGUAGUGUGAGUGGACCGUAUGCCCAACUGUGUCAAAACGUCUCUUUCUCAGAGGACUGCUGCGAUAACGUCACUCUCACGCGCUCCCCGACAGGCUGGCUUGAGGAGGGCGAGUACUUCCUUAAGGUGCUGAUUCCCAGCUACGCGGCUGGCUCCAUCAUCGGCAAGGGAGGCCAGACCAUCGUCCAGCUCCAGAAGGAAACUGGCGCCACCAUCAAAUUGUCCAAAUCCAAAGACUUCUACCCAGGAACCACAGAGCGCGUGUGCCUGAUCCAAGGCACAGUGGAGGCUCUUAACUCCGUCCACAACUUCAUCGCCGAGAAAGUGCGCGAGAUGCCGCAGAGCGCCCAGAAGACAGAGCCCGUCAGCAUACUGCAGCCGCAGACCACCGUCAACCCCGACCGCGUCAAACAGGCCAAGUUGAUCGUCCCCAACAGUACGGCGGGCCUGAUCAUCGGCAAGGGCGGCGCCACCGUGAAGGCAGUGAUGGAGCAGUCGGGCGCCUGGGUGCAGCUGUCCCAGAAGCCCGAGGGCAUCAACCUGCAGGAGCGCGUGGUGACUAUCAGCGGCGAGCCAGAGCAGAACCGCAAGGCGGUGGAGAUCAUCGUGCAGAAGAUCCAGGAGGACCCCCAGAGCAGCAGCUGCCUGAACAUCAGCUACUCCAACAUCACGGGCCCCGUGGCCAACUCCAACCCCACCGGCUCACCCUACGCCAACUCCACCGAGGUGAUGCCGGCUGCAGCGGCUGCGGCAGCUGCCACGGCCUCCUCUCUCCUGGGCCAGGCCAGCUUGGCCGGGGUGGGCGCCUUCCCCACAGCCAUGGCGUCCAGCUUCUCAGGUAACGACCUGCUGGCCAUCACCUCAGCGCUCAACACGCUAGCCAGUUACGGCUACAACACCAACUCGCUCGGCCUGGGGCUGAACCCGGCGGCUGCGUCCGGGGUGCUAGCUGCCGUUGCCGCUAGCGCCAACCCUGCUGCCGCCGCCGCCGCCAACCUGCUAGCCUCGUACGCUAGCGACGCGUCCACGAGUGCGGGUCACCCGGCGACUGCGCUGGGUGGCUUCACGCUGGGGUCUCUGGCCGCCGCCACGGGCGCGACCAAUGGCUACCUGAGCGCCGCGUCCCCGCUAGUCGCCAGCUCACUCCUCGCCACAGAGAAGCUGGCCGAGGGUGCCAAGGACGUGGUGGAGAUCGCGGUGCCCGAGAACCUGGUGGGCGCCAUCUUGGGCAAAGGCGGGAAGACGCUAGUGGAGUACCAGGAGCUGACCGGCGCCAGGAUCCAGAUCUCCAAGAAGGGCGAGUUCAUCCCGGGCACCCGCAACCGCAAGGUCACCAUCACCGGGUCGCCAGCGGCAACGCAGGCCGCCCAGUAUCUCAUCAGCCAGCGAAUCACGUACGAGCAAGGAGUACGCGCCACUAACCCCCAGAAGGUGGGCUAAGUGGGAGGAUGGAUGGAGACGAAAACAAAAAAAGGAGGGAUAACGAAGCAAAGGGGCUAAAGGGAGGAGAGCAGAGAAAAGAGGGAGAGCGAGAGAGAGAGAGAAAGUGAGAGAGAGAGAGAGAGAGAGCGAGAGAGCGAAAGAGAGAGAGAGGAAGGAGGAGGGAAAUCUUGAAGGAAUCAUCCACACUAUCAGUAUUUUAAAAAUGGGAAACCAAGUCAACUCAGAGAGAAGGAAAAAAAAUAAGCGUGUCGAAAACCAAGAAAAAUGUGUAAAAUGUAAAUAUUGAUUUUAUUUCGUAAAAGUCUUGAUCUUUGGGGAGUUUUUAGUAUUAUACGUACGUUUUUGUUUUUGUUUAUGUUUUGUUCCGUCUUUUGUUUUCUUGUUUUUCGUUUGUUUGUUGUGCGCAUUUCUCAGGACAGCGGUGAAUGGCAUUAACGUGGCAUGCUGCCACACUGCUACUUGUCCUGUAGGGGUGGGUAAAUGGGGGGUGGGGGGGCGGGUUGACAGGGUGGCCGCAGGUGUGUGGGAUGGGGGGUCACACACACACUAUAGAAACUACCCCACCCCCCUCGAGAAACCUGCCCCCCCACCACCACCACCCUGCCCUCCCCUUUUAGCUGUUUUUUUCAAAGUUUGAUUUCUUAUUUUUUUGUGGUUACAUUUGUCUUUUGUUAUCAGCUCCAAUGCUCCCCAAAUUAGCCUAAAUCACUCCCCUGUCCCCGCCCCAAAAACACAAACAAAAGAUAUCCGUCCCCCUGUUUUUUUGUUGGUCCAACAAGAUUGCAGACAAGCCCUUGAUGCAAAAUUUGAGUAAUGAAAAAAAGGCACCUGUAGUCGAUGUCCCCCGUCCCUGCACACACACAAACACACCCACACAGACCACAUGCCACAAUGCACUACUUUUCUCCCACUACUUCCCCAAAGCCCCCACCAAAACCUCCUACACAGACAUGCACACAGUCACACGCACACACACUGAACUAGCCCUCCUCAGUUUUGGCUGAGGUAUUUUGGGGAGGGAGGGAAGGUAAGAGGAAAGGAGGGAGGGCAGGAGAUGCAUCAGAGAGAGGGGGUGCUAGCUAAAGAGACUGCCCCUAAAUGGAUGUCCCUCUCUCGUCCCCUCUCUCUGUCUCUUACUCUCUUCCUUUCAAUCUUUUGCUCUCUCUCUGUCUCUCCAAUCUCCCUGUGCAGUUUUGAUUUGACCAGGUGCAUGUUGUCCUUUGUCUGUUUUUUUCUCCUUCUCUCCUUCUCUCCUUCUCUCUCUCUCUCUCUCUCUCUCUCUCUCUCUCUCUCUCUCUCUCUCUCUCUCUCUCUCUCUCUCUCUCUCUCUGUUGUAGUUGCAUUCAGGCCCUGGCAGAUCUGUGCUUGGGGACGCAGGCUUGUCGUUGGCCACCACAGGCACCUUGUGGGGUCAGGAAGUAAACGUAGCGUACGGCCCCGUAGAGACUGGCUUAUUCUCUACAGGGUCUUGCAGUCUGGCAUAAGGGAUAAAGCUAUCGUGACUAUUACGAUUAUUAUGAUUAUUAUGAUUAUUAUUAUUACCAUCAUCCUCAUUACAAUUAUUAUUAUUAUUAUCACCACAGAUUACCAUCGCCAUCAACAUUAUUUAUUAAUAUGAUUUCCACCCAUAAGGACUGAAGUAUUAUCAUUUUAUUCUUAAUCUGUGAAUUCAGGUUGACAUGAAUGUAAAGACGAUAUUUUUUAAUUUUAGUUUCUUUUUUUUAUUUAAGUGAAUUAAAUAGUGUGUGUCAUAGUGUAAUAUACGUAUGUCUUAUUUAAGUCCAGUGAUUAAGUGCACUGUUGGCACGGCUGAGUUGGAAACGGAGGGCUGGAGCCAGCGCUGGCAUCCAUUGUGGCAUCAAGACAUUUCAGAGGAAGAGGACACACAAUCGCACACAAACACACACAUGUACAGUAACACACACCAAACGUGCGCACACAUGUCCUCACACACACACACAUACACGCACACACAGUCAAAAACAAACCAUAUCCAAUAUCAAGUGUUGGUGCUUCGAUGGAGAAAGCACCUUACCUUGAUUAGACAUAGGAGUGGAAAAGGAGAAGGCUUACUGCAAAACACCUGCAGAACGAGAAUAUCGACCACAUCACAAGCAUUAGUGCACUCUCUCAAUGCAGUUACCAGUCGAUUGCACCAAGAACAAAAAGAAAUGCAAUAUCCUUUCAACUCCAGCUCCCCAGGGUUUUUUUUUCGUUUGGUUUUGUUUGUUUGUUUGUUUGUUUCUACCUUUUGUUUUGUGUCUUUUUCUUUUUGUUUUUACUUUCUCCAACUUUACCUACCUAAAAGAUCUUCUGAAGGAUAGGUCUCCCAAUACCCGAGGUCCACAAUACACCCCGUCGAUGUUCUCUAGUUCUUCCUCUUAGCAUACUUAUACAGGAGACUAAGCACUUAAGGCCGAAAUUUUGUGACUUCUCUUGAGGACUAAGUACUACUGUUUGCGAACGACGAACAACAAAGAAGUGCAGAACGAGCAGAAACGAACAAAUCUGUUGAUGGUGUGGUGGAAAGGAGCGUGGGUCGUGUUUGAUAAAACGGGAGCUACGUGGUCCCUCCUUGUCGUACGGUUUACUCUCCAUGUAGCUUGUCCUCCGUCAGCGCUCCCUUUGAGUGGUCUGGAGUCCAAAGCUGCAUCUUCAACAUCACGAUUAAGCAUCACGUUUGACUCUGAGACACAAGCAUCCAACCCAGCAAGCCCUUUUUGUGCACUGGCUGUAGGAAUCUGUAGGGUCCUCCUCUACAUAUCUUGAAAGUAUGCUUUUUUUCUAAGCAUAAUCGUCAGCCCCCAUUUCCCACAGAGUAUAAACAUGCUGCUGAACCUCUUUUUUUCUUUUUGUUUAUUUUUUUGUUGUUGUUAUCUUUUCUUUGUUUAUUGAGUUCAGUUUAUUUUUUAACUUUCGGAGUACACUGAAGUUCGUCUUAACGCACUGUGAACUAUGGUUGCCGUUUACUCGGGCCAAAGAAAACAAAAAAUCUUCAGAAAAAAUAAAUAAAUAAAAAAGUUAAUAAAAAAUGUUAAAACUAAGGACAGGGUCUCGUUGCCAUAUCGAAGACUCAUUGGGCAGACAGUAUGCAUGAAGAAAGGGGGAUGCUAAUUUGGAAGUGGGGAAAUACUAGAUGGGAGGGGAUGGGAAGGGAGGGGGAGUCUGGGACUCCAAGCAGACCAGACACCAGAAGGGAGAGACAGUAUGGUGGGAUGUUUACCUAGCAGUGGGGAGCUAGCCAGUGCUAGCCACAGCUAAUUUUGGCCUCAGAAUUCGACAUGGGCAGAGUUGAGAGGAUUGUUCACCGGUUCCUAGGAUAAUGUGUGCUACGGCAUUACAUUAUACAUUAUUCAUUUGGUUGUUUGUUUGUUUGUUUACUUUCUCCCUUUCAUAGUUGGUAAUAUAUCUAUUCAGACAGCUUUUAAUCCUACUACAUCUUCCUGGACGUUUAUCCUUGAAUAAUAUGACAUUUUAAAAGAGGAGCUUGUGCUUCGUUAUUGGCAUACACGUAAACGUCACCUGUGUGAGAGCGAGCACUGGCAGGGGAUGUGGGCAGUCAUCUCAAGAUGAAUGUUUCUCUUCGACAACACAUACAGAUAGAACAUCCGAUUAUGUAUGCAAAAAAGCCACAUUUUUCUGACCAGCUCAGCAAGCCAUUUUUUUUCCUCUUCUCCCCCAAGCGCUAGUCAGCACUUUGUGUGACAAAAAGGCCCAUCUUCAGCAAGCCCCUGUUUCGUAUCUCAAACAGAGAGAUGUGUCCUGACAUUUUUCCCUCUGAACAAAAAAUGAAAACCAAGCAAAAAAUGAAAAGGAAACUGAACCAACACAGUAGAUUUUGAGCUAUGAACCUGAGCAAAGUUGUCAGCCGUAUUCUUCCCCCUUCCGACAAUUUAUCGGCUAAUGUAGUGCAACCCAGUGCCUAGAUGUCCAGCCCCACUCUAUCCAAUUAAACCAAUUCAACCACUCCUGUUAUCAAGAGGGGGAGCACCAAUUGAAUCUGACAUGGCACUGUCUGUGUCUGUCUCAUUCUUUGUGAAUCAAUUGCUGUUUGGGAUUAAAUAAUAAUAAUAAUAAAACUAUAUAUAUAUAUAUAAUGUUGCCAUCACCACCACUGACUGCAAGAGCGCCAGGCAGUAAGUGUGUGGAACUGCAACAAAAUUAGUUAAGGAGGCUUCUUUCUUCCCAUUUUACCGCCAUUCACUUCUCCUCACCGCUCUCCCACGCCUCCCACCACCUUUUCCUUCUGCUCCUCACCACCCCCACGCCACCUCACAGAAACACUUCUCCGGCCUCUUUCUCUGUACCUCUGUGCACACCCUGCCAUUCUGACGCAUCAAUCCUGAGAAACCUUGUCUCCAUUCUCCGUCCGGGUGAGGAUGUCUGGUGUCGCAAUGCAUGACUGCUUGCCCACCCACAAAUCAACAACGAUAGCAGAGCAGAGAAGUAUCUGAUGGAAAUGUAGCAGUUUGGUUUGUUUCUGUUUGUGGAAACAAAGGUAGAGGACAGGACUGUGGUUGGUGUUGUUUCAGUUGUGGAGAAAGACCGGUCCCCUCUUGUCGCUUGGCUAACAGGCUAACAGUUCUAGCUAGCUCAACUAGAUGUGUGUCAGAGUGGGAUGAAUGAGGAAAACUGCUAGCAUGUGCUAUCCACUUAAUGACAGGUGUGUCUCAGGCUCAGGAGUCAAACAGUAACAGCAUGUUUAUUACAACUGGUAUGUUUAAGAUGUAGUUGAAAGCAUGCCGACUAAAAUAAUGAUCUUUAUUCGGCCAUAUGACUACAGGUGCAGUAGGCCUACAGUAUGCCAUCACUGAAUCCAAAAAGAAGGUCUUCAUUGAUUCUCCUACACAGCAAGAAAGGCUGCUCCCACACACACAUAUACACACAUGCAAACAAGGCCCUAAGACAUAGCACACAUACACAUACAAAUAUACAUAUUCAUGGACAGAUUUUGUUUUAAAAGAUGGUAAAGAAGGAAUGUGUUACAUAAGGAGAACUGGACAUUACAACUGUGAUAUCAUAAUGUGAAAAAAAGAUGGUCAGCUGUAGAUUAGGUGCCAACAAAAUAACAGCAAGGAACGGCUUUGUAUUUUUCUAUGUGUAGUGCUAAAAGCACCCUAAACAAACAAUGGGGCGGCAUUGUGUGUUUUCUAAAGGGGAGAACAACGCGUGUUGAGUACUGGAAGCAAUAUUCGUAGUAGCAUGUUGUCCUGUCCCGUCAUUUUAUUGUGUCUGUCGUAGGAGCUUUGGAUUUACAUAGGUGUUGAAUAGGUUUACAUGAUGUACUAUUUUUUAAUUUGUGAAGAUGCUGCUAUUUAAUAAGUGAUGUACUAAAAAUGAAGUUUAAAAAAACAUAUCUGACUCACCAUUUAGAGGGACGUUCUAGUUGCGAGAGGUGUAAUUAAUUAAUAUUGCUAACUACUAAUAAAGAAGUUAACUGUAAUAACAAAACUGAUAAAUUAACAUGUGCCAAAAUAGCUACUUACAGAUCCCAAUCCUGUAAAUGUGUGACCUAACCAUUAGAUUGAACUUUUAUAAGAAAAUGUGAAAAGUGCCAAACAAACCACAUUUGUAAAGUUAAUUAGAGGAUAAUUCAGAGAUAUCAGUUGUCUUUUUCAACUAAUAAGAGUAUUGUUAACAUAAUUGAUGUUUAGUUGUAAGUUUUCCCCCGAGCAAAGUUUUGAUUUUUUUUAUAGAGAGGGUAGCCACCUUGUUAGCCCAACAGUGGAGUUCAGAGCUAGUUAGCAUGAAUGCUAAAUUAACAGGACUGGAGGACUGCCAUGUAGUUAGAUGUGCAUGGUUUAAGUCUAAUAAUUUGUCAGCAUUCUUAAUACAGCAUUUUAUAGUUCUGAAAUUGUAUUUUGUGGAAAUAGAUGUUAUCUUUUUUGCACGUCUAUAUUGCAUGAUCUCACAGUGAAGCGUGAAGAAAACAAACUAAAAAAAAGAACAAAGACUGAAAAAUCCUACAAAAAGAUGAUUAGGCAGUGUGUGUUGUUCAUUUUAAAGACAAAUCUUUGCAUGCCUACAAGAAUAGAGCGUUUCAAUUUGCUUUCAAGAGAUUUCUUUUUCCACAACAUUGUUUCUGCUAAGACUAAGAUGAGAGAAUUGUAAUCCAUCCAAUUUAGGCAGCACCAAAAUAGCUCUGACAAGUGGCAGUGUUUCCUGAAAAUAUGGUGUUGCUAAUGUUUUAACGCCAUUCGACAUGGGUUGAACAUAUGAACAAAAUCGAUAAGUAAGUUCUAUGUUUUUUACGUAAAGUUCAGCUUCUUUGUAUUUCUCUAUAGUUGUUUAUUAACUGUUUGAAGAAAAUGGGUUUGAAACUGCUGUCUUUUUUUGAACACUAAAACCCAGAUCUUUAGUGAAUGUACCCACCUCAGCAUAAGUUUGCAUAUCUCUCUUUCGAUCAUAAGUCUACAUUGUCUAUACAUGAACGGGAGGGACUGUACAUAGCCUACUAGUGUCAGUCUCUGGCUUGAGCUGUCUGAGCUGGUUGAUCAUCAGCAACCCCUAUAAGCAUGAUCUGAAGCAUUAUCAUUAACGAUAAUAUGCACUUUAUAUUGCUUUGCCUGACAUGCAUUCAAAAGCAGGAACCCACCUUCCUCUUCUCCAUACACACAUACUGUACAGUACUUGUGUUGCUGGCCUCAGUUGGAGUUCACACAUCUGCUAUGCUGGUGGAGAGUUUGGAUGCGUUGUUGGCUUCAGCGUUGACAGGUGUUCUCCACUACUGCUCAGCUUCUUUUUUUUUUUUUGCUCAGAAAAAUGGGUUUCGACAUUGGCCUACAUUUUUGCACUCAUCAAAAUUUUGUGAGCUGCUCUUUCUGCGAUCCUCACCCCUCAAAAGCGGUGAAAAUAAUUAUGCAUGUUUUACAGGGUGGAAGAUGUCAAACAAAAAAAAUUAGACACUUGUUGUAAAAAUCUGUUGGCUUCCCCCUGGUUGCUUGCAGCUGAGCAGUGGAUUUUAAUGAAGUGCUGUCUUUGUUUAGCGCAAAGAGAUUGGCACUAAAAUCUAAUGGGUGGUUUAAAGUGAUCACAGACUGCGGGAAACCCAAACCAGCUCACAUGCCAUAAACACCCUUGUUAAAAAACUUCACAAAGCUGACCAGUAACGAGAGCAUAUUUAUUGUUUCUUAGGGGGGAUUUAAGUUUGUUUUGUCUGGUUAUUUUUUUGUAUACAACCCCCCCGCACCUUGUUGACUUUUUACAUCAUUUCUCUGUUUGUUUACUUACAAACAGGGGGGUAAAUGUGCCAAAACAAGGCGAGAGCCACAUUUAAAAAAAAAAAAAAAAAGAACAUCAUCAUCCUUUUGUUUUUCCACUUUGUCCAUGUUGUGUCUGAGUCAGGCAGGUGCCUGAGCUUCGUAGACGUUCACAUAGUUCAUGUGAGUGUGGAGAAGUGGAAAACAAACAUUGAAAACAGAAAGCAUCUCAACUCUUGAAUAGAAAACGAUUGUGAGAAUUUAGUUUUGUUUACGCAUAGAAGUCGAUGGGUUAUGUCUCUACGUACUGCCCGGCUCUGGGAACACAGAGCAAGUGGCAUCGCGCGUAUGCAUGAAAAUCUAGCAGGGUUUAGUUUUUUUGUUGAUUUUUUAUUAAUCUGUGUGUACGUACGUAUGUCUGCAUAACAGUGAGAUGAGUUUGUAACGAUAAAUGCAAACUUAUGGUUUGUCAGGAGUUGGGAGGCGUCAUUGCUAUUCUGUGGGUUAGCAACAGGAGUUUAGACCACCACCCCCCCCACCACCUCCACCACCACCACCACCCCCACAAGCCCCCCCUUCCCCCUAUACCACCUCCAAUCCUCACCCUCCCUUCCUCCCCACGCCACGCCACACACCCACUGCUCUCCUCCAACCUUCUCAGCCUCCGACCUCACGGAGUCAUGGGUUACUCUUCAGCUUGCACCCAUUGAAGCACCAGCAAAGUUAGACUGCAUAACGUCAUAUCACUGUUCAGUUCUCUCGCUCUCCAACUCUUCGUUUUGUUUACAGUUGUUGUUGUUGUUGUUGUUGUUGUUCUCCUGUUUAUUUGUUUCCCCUUUUUUUGCUUUGUAUGAUGCUCUCUCUCUCUCUAACCUAGACCAACUAUAUAACAAAAUGCCAUCCAUAUACCCUGUUUACUCUCCCACCUGUGCCCUUUCCACACACUUUUCUUCCCUGUUUUGCACUUUUUCACUGCCCCCGUCUCCUCCUCCUCCUCCUACUCCACUCCUCCUUUUUCAAACCACUACCUUACCCACCAAACACUUCUGCCCUGCCUCUCUCUCGCCGCCCACCUUGACCACGACCACCACGCCCCUCCCACUUUGCACCCCUCUCCCCCUCUUGCCCGAGUGCCAAACGAAACAAAACAAAACAAAAAAAACCAGAACCAUUCCAAAUGUUUUUUGAGUUUUUAUUUUUUAUUUUUGUUCUCUUGUGUGUUGGACAUUCGCAUCGGACCUCCUCGCCUCUCUUCAUGAAGCCAGCAUGUCCCUCCAUAACAUGACGUCAGCCAUGGCGCCUAUACGCAUCACCCCCCCUCCCCCCCACUCCCUUACAAAACAAACAAAAAAAGAAUACAGAAUUGUUUUUUUUCUUUUUCUUUAAUUCACCACCACAACCACCAACCAACCACAAACCACCAACCACCCCACCGCAAACCACUGGAUUAAACCGUAACCGAAACAAAACAAAAAAAACAGUGAGCAAGCAAAGCAGAACAGAACAGGACAGAACAGACAAACAAACAAACAAACAAACAAACCAACCAACCAACCCAAAGGCUGGCUACCUCUCAUCACCUGCUUUCCCCUUAAUUCUCUGCCAUCUUCUUCAGUCUCCAGGACUUCAUUAUUGAUUGUGUGCCAUACUGCUGGGGGAACCUGUCACACCCCCGUCCCGUCCCUUACCCCACCUUACCCCCCUCCCCUCUCACCCCCCCCCCCCCCCCAAAUCUCUCCAUUUCAGUUUGAUGGGAAAGAUAUACUCUUAACACAACAAAAAAAUCCUCCAUCUCUCCAAUGACUAUUGUUUCUUUUUGUUUGUUUCUUUGCCAUUAAAACACACCCUCCAAAAAAAUGGUUUGAGGAGUGUAACCGCUCGCCGUGCAGUCAUCUCCUGUCGUCUGAACUUUGAACUUUCACCCCUUCAUGAACUCUGUAAUGACCUUUUUUCCCUUCUAUGUUCAUCCAGCUGUACGGACUCCGAUUUCUCCAUUCCAUCCCCAAACCUCUGUGAGACUGUGCAAUUCUAGUUGAUAAGAUUGGAUUUCUUUCUUUCUUUCUUUCUUGCUUUCUUUUAUUGGUUUGUUUUUGUUUCUGUUGUUCCUCGUCAUUGGGUCAUUAUCAAAGAUAAAAAGGAUUUAAAGAGAAAAAAACAAAGCUAAAGGAAAAAAAAUACAAAACUACACAGACAGAUUACAUAAACUGUUUCUCCAUAACAUCAUUUUUCUCUCAUUGUAAAUAUAUUUUGUUGUCAGGUUUUGCUGAACUGUAAGGAGAAGAAGAGUGGUUAACAGAGUGGGGCCGGUAGCAUAAAAAUAUGCUUUGUGGAACUAGUAAGAUUUCAACGUUCAGUAGCAAAUAGUCGGAUGCUUUCGCACCUGCGCUCACCUCUUCAUCCCCCUUGAAUGAGGCCGGGACACCACACUGGGAUCACAUCAGACAUUACUCAUAUCCCCUUCUCACCCACCCACCAUUCACGGGCACCGCAUUCCCCCAAAACACCACGGGGCCAAUUGGAAAGGAGGGCGGGAUUGUUCAAUAGGCUUUGCUGGAGCGGAGUAACACACAUACUGUACAUACACACGCACACACCCUCCAACAGCAGUCACCAUCCACUCCAAUUCAUCGUGAUUGCUAACCUUUCCUGGAGCUUGGCAAGCUGGGUCUGUUGCUUGUGUGCCUGAUGCAUGAUAGAUCUAGGCCACCACCAUCAUAGAAAAAAACAACGCUAGUCUGAAACGCAACCAUCCAAAGCCCUCUGCACAAAACUGCUGGAGGCCG
Engraulis encrasicolus (European anchovy) is the source of this 12359-nucleotide messenger RNA. It is a transcript of the gene nova2, whose product is annotated as NOVA alternative splicing regulator 2. Lineage: Eukaryota; Metazoa; Chordata; Actinopteri; Clupeiformes; Engraulidae. The record is from RefSeq and is a predicted model, not a curated record. The coding region runs from base 773 to 2374 and encodes 533 amino acids. The transcript is spliced from 5 exons. Gene Ontology annotation, cellular component: nucleus; cytoplasm. Gene Ontology annotation, molecular function: mRNA binding. Gene Ontology annotation, biological process: regulation of alternative mRNA splicing, via spliceosome; mRNA splicing, via spliceosome.